UAGACCGCGGAGCGGGAAACAACCACCUUUUGGCAUUGUGCGGUGUGGCGAAAAAGUCUUCUCGCGCCACGAUUUUGGGUGUCUCUCUCUCUCUCUCCCUCUCUCUGUGAAGUGAAAGAAAAGUUAUUUUAGCGAAAAAAUCCAUCUAACAAACAAUUACAAGACCAAAUUUCGUAUGGAGAAUUUCAAGGCUGACAUAUAAAGAUUUUUCGUAAUUCCUCGCGCCAGCCAAUGAUUUCAAUCAGUUUUAAAUUGAGCGUUAUUUGAAGAAAUUCCAUGUAAUAAUGGGAUUGAGUAGAUUGAAUUAUGAACGCUCAGUGCAGUAAAUGGUGAUUUUCGUGUGUGGCGGAACAAGUGGGCGGAUAAUCUAUGCUGUAUUUACAUAUGUUAAAUCCGCAAAACAAAACCCCAGAAGAAAGUGAAUUGUGUGCAGUGGAGACCCAAAUAGUUGCGCAUUGCAUCAACAAUCAUGCUUUUUUUCUUGGAUGUUUCAUCGGAGAGAAAAAAUAGGUUGUUCUUCAUCACUUUGGGGUGGCUAAAUGUCAACGAGUAUGACAUUCCAUCUCAACAAUAAGCCAUAAAUCAUCGCCGAGAAGUAUUCGUCGAGUUGAAUUGCGCGAGAUCAACAGUGGAAAAUUCUUCAGCAUCGAAUAUAAUCCGCCGCUAAGGAUGGCCAUGGUCAAUGUGUGUAGUCUCAUUUUCGUUCUCUUGAUCGCAGUCAGUGAAGCAAUUGGUCAUCCCGCUGCUCAAAGUGACUUGAUUUCCGGCCAGGACUUUCUGUCGCUGUUCAGCGAUAGAAAGGAGCUCGACAGAGCGGAGUACUUGAGACAACUGGAGGAGGAUGACACGAUGCUGCCCAUCGAGAAGCUGUUCCUGUCCACUGAAGAGAUGAUGGCCGAGAGCACCAAUCACUAUCCGUUGGAAAAACGUACAAAUCGCAAACUGGACACCUUCACGGCAACAGCCACGCUGAGACCCGCUCCCGAGGCGGUUGACGCCAAUAAAUCGCAACUGCAGCUCGUUAAGACUGGAAGCAAGAUUGUCUUUCUCGAGCCCGAGGACGCCAAGGACGCGGAUGACGACAAGGGAGUUCGAGUGCUCGGCGUGAGUGUCUCAUCGUCUGUUGCCCAGCGAUCGACACCGCAGAGGGAUUUCCCUGUGGAAGUCACACCGUCGCGCCGGUCGGGCAGUGAUUUUUCCAUCGAGGAGGAUGAACCGCUGACGACCAACAAAGAGAUUGCGGAUUCGGCCAAAGAGGAGUCAAUGAACGUGCACAGUUUCGUCGCACCACCUGAAUCAGGUGUUGUGUCGCAAGUGGCUCAACAGCCGUCGCAGCAGGUGAGGUCAAGGACUCAGCGCAAGCAAGAUGAUGUUGUCCCCUACCAAGCCAUAAUUUAUCAUGAUAAUGACGAGAAGAAAGAGCGCACGGCGCUGCCUCGUUCCAUUUCCUACACGUCUGUGGGUCAAUCUGUCGGCGAGUCGAAAUUGUGGUCGCAGCCCGAGAAGAUCUACGGCGAGCCGUCGAAGAUCUACUCUGUACCGGCCAAGAUCUACGGCCAGCCGUCGAAGGUGUACUCAGAGCCCGCGAAAAUAUAUUCAGAACCCGCUAAGAUCUACUCAGAACCGGCGAAGGUGUACUCAGAGCCCGCCAAGGUCUAUGGCAAACCGGCUAAGGUGUAUGCGGAACCACCCACAACCACACAAUCGCCGGCGCACACGUCCGCGUCGCCGUCCAGGAAGAUUGUCUUCAACCUGGACAAGUUGCCCUACGAUCUGCUCAACCGCCCGCAGAGCACGCGACCCACGCACUUCAUCCCCAGCUCCACGCCAGAGACCAGGUCCACCACCAGCGCCUUCGAGGCGUACGAAGGCCCGACGCCCGAGCAGAACUAUGAGGUGGACGAGGCCGUGAGCGUGGUGACGAACGGUCGGCACCACGGCGUCCAGUCGCCCAGUGCCGCGACGCCCACGGAAGACGCCAAGAAGGUGGGCUACGUGGUGGAGGGACGCAACUUCCGAAAGUAUCGCGUGGAGGAGAAGACGGCCGACGGGUUCAUCGUGGGCGAAUACGGGGUGGUAAGUCACGAUGAUGGCAGUCUGCGCGGCGUGCGAUACACCGCGGAUUCCACCAUCAGUCCGAGUCUCAUUUACAACGCUCUCCUCAAGUUCUUGUCCCUCUGAACUUUGAAAGUAUUAGGAAAGAGUAAGAAGGUCAACUAGUUAGGAAACAAAUAUGAUUUUGCUAUAAAACGAACGAAUGUAUGCCAUAGUUUAGACGAUUUUCCUGAAAGUGAAAAUAAAGAAUGAAAUUCUCUUAUUGAUAAGUCAAGCUUAGAUAGAAUAUUGUAAUUUUUCCUCCUUAAUUUAAAAUUAGUAAAUCAUGUUAUUUGAUAAAUUGUGUGAUAAUAGGAU
This is a messenger RNA of Phlebotomus argentipes, 2412 nucleotides long. RefSeq lists its product as uncharacterized. The transcript is spliced from 2 exons. Lineage: Eukaryota; Metazoa; Arthropoda; Insecta; Diptera; Psychodidae. Bases 670 to 2181 code for a protein of 503 amino acids. The record is from RefSeq and is a predicted model, not a curated record.